CUCAUCAUGACAGCGACGAUCUCCUUUGUUGUAGAAAGUUCGCCAGCUGCUCUUAGCAGAUCACAGCAUCUUCGAUCGAGCUCAUGCCGAUCCCCGUCCCCUUGAUCUCUUUCUGUUUCUUAGCCUUUUCCGCAACGGUAGUUCUUUUGUAAAGCAAAUAAAAUAUUUGGAUCUACAUCACCGCCUCAUGACAGCAGUCGUUUUCGAGUUGAUAGGAUAGCACUUUGAAUUAUUUUUCGAAGCAUUUACUUACAAAGCAAUCAUGUUUGCUACCGCUGCUUCAUCCUCCAGCAGUAGCAGUAGUUCUGUCUUUCCAGGCACGGGCUCUUGCGCGCAAUCUUCCUGCGAUCAUGCUGGGCAAAACACGGCAGUGUCUUGCGGCGGUGGUGCACCUGCUUCUCCGUCCGGUGGCACAACCGCGCAACAGACCCUGUUCCACUCCCCCUACACGAAGUAUUUUCUGAAGCGAAGUAGGCACAGAAGCAACGGUAGUUCGAACAAUUCAAGCGGCGCACAACAAGAGCUACAGUUCGACCACCGGCGUCGAGAGCAGGUGCCUAACCAGGAAAUUUGGGAGAUUUUUCUGUCGGAGAAGUACCAGCAGCUAAAUUUCUCGCCGCAGCAGCUCCAACCGCCGCUGGCCAGCUUCCAGUUGAUCGACCCGACGCGCAUCGGCGAGGGCUGUUUCUUCCGCGCUGUCGGUGCCGGCGUGAUGGGCUACGGGCUGGGCAUCCUGUUGGGCGGCUUCUUCCACAGCAUGCAGCCCGUGGACCUGUCCUACGGGCAUCUCUCCACUGCGGAGCAGAUCCGCAUGAGCUACAAGGGUAUCAAAUGCAAAAAGGUCUGGGUCUGGAAUGUUGCCAGGUUUGUCAUGCAUAUUUUGCAUGACCACCGGAAUGUCUGUAAUACACGACCUAGCAUCACAGAUUUUUAGAGGGCUUCCUGAUGCCUACUCCGCAUGACAAAUGCCCUCCCGGCGUAGCACAAACUAGACUCCUCUUGCUGGUCAUGCAAUACAAAUUUGUUUAGAGUCCAAAAACAGCUUGACAAGUUGCAAUCUUCCAGACCCAGACACUUUUGCAUUUGAUAAAGGGCUUCGGCGCCAGCUGCAAGCGCAUGGGCCGGAACUUUGCGAAGGUGGGCAUGGUGUACUCAACCACAGAAUGUUAUGGAUGUGUCAGGAUCGAAAUCGACAAAAUCGAAAAAUUUGUAAUGCGUAAAAUGUAGCGUAGGGCAAGUAAGGCCUGUGUUGGGGAGUAGGCAAAUGAGACCGAUUGCAAGCCUGAUUAGGGGAAGGCGAUGCGCUGCCGGAGCAGCACGCCAGGAGCAGUCUUCUUUGCCCAAACAGCAUGACAGACUGGAUUUUGGUGCUCCCGAAAUUUGUCAUGCGCCACUUAGAAACUGAGGCUCCAAGUGGUAUCGAUUUUAUGGAUCACAAAUUAUUUCGAUUUUGUUGAUUUCGAUUCUGACACUCCCAUAAAUGCCUCAUCGAAAAGGAGCGCGGCUGCAAGGAGCUGAUCAAUGCCGUUUACGCGGGCUGCGCCACCGGUGGCUUCCUCGCGUUCCAGUCCGGGCCCGCGGGCAUGGCGACGGGGUGUCUCGGGUUCGCGGCUUUCUCGCUCGCCAUCGAACAGUUGAUGGGCAACCAUGCUUGAGUAAAACGAGAGACGAUUAUAGGUGGAGAAUUGAUGCACUCUAACAUGAAAUGAUGGACGCGCCAUAAAACUCUUGUCUAAAUCCAAGAUCUUCCAAGCGACACAAUCAGAAUCACGACGAGGCGACACAAUCACAAAUCUUCGGACCAAGCAAAGAACGAUAAUGACUGGCUUGAAAAUUAUGUCGACAAGCAGCUUGUAGCCGUGUUGAUCCG
This is a messenger RNA of Amoebophrya sp. A120, 1870 nucleotides long. The record is from the annotation of a GenBank genome assembly. Lineage: Eukaryota; Dinophyceae; Syndiniales; Amoebophryaceae.